AUGUCAACGACAAUAGCUAAAACAGAAACAACAGAAUUUGUAAAUGAAAUCGAAGCGAUUUAUGAACAACCGGUUACAUAUAAACUUCGGGCAUCAUCAACAUGGGUUACUAAACCUAAUAAAGAGCGUACUAUAUUUGAAAGUCUGGCUACAAUAGACCUCGCUGAUAAAAAAAACUAUACAGUUCAACCUAAAAAUCCAAAUCCACCACCAAUACAUAGUAUUUGGCUAGAACGUUUUUGGUUCUUUUAUACAGUUUCUCCACCACUCAUUAUUCAUGCAUUAUGGUAUUAUAUUGUACCGGAAAAUAAUUAUUUUCAUACAUGGCAUCCUUUAUUUGCAUUCCUAUUUUAUUCUGUGGCAUUUUUUCUUAUUAUCACACGUAUUGCUGAUCAUUGUCAUUAUUAUAUGAAAUAUUAUGGAACAUUUGAUGAACAUAAUCGACCACGUGAUUAUGUUCCAGAUAAAUUAGUAACUCGUCUUGUUAUGAGUGUUCUUAUUUAUAUACUAGCACGUACUGGUGGUGGUCUACUUCUCGGUGGAUAUGAUCGUAAUUCUCCACCUUCACUUGGUCAUACUAUUUCAUGGUUUUUUCCUAUUAAAAUUGGUGUAUGGUUAAUUGUUUUGGAUUUUUUCUUUUAUUCAUAUCAUCGAAUGACUCAUACAAUUCCAUUCUUAUGGAAAAUUCAUAGUUUACAUCAUUGUACAAAACAUCCAACUGUAUUACAAUCGAUUCUUGCUGGUGAUAUACAAGAAUUAAUUGAAAUAUUUUUGAUACCAUUAGCUACUUCAUUCGUUCUUCCUUUAACAGUACAUGAAUUUUGGAUUGCUCAAUGUGUACUUAUCUAUAUGGAAGCAGGUGGUCAUUCAGGUAUACGUGCUUAUUGGCCACAUAUAAUUUUAUAUGAAGUUCUUCAACCAUUUGGUAUGGAAAUAUGUAUUGAAGAUCAUGAUUUACAUCAUAGAUAUGGAAAAAGUGGUAUGAAUUAUGGUAAACAAACAAGAGUUUUCGAUCGAAUUUUUGGUACAAUUUCUGAACGAAUUGAAUGUUUACAAAAAUAA
Adineta steineri is the source of this 1062-nucleotide messenger RNA. The record is from the annotation of a GenBank genome assembly. NCBI's taxonomy places the organism in Eukaryota, Metazoa, Rotifera, Eurotatoria, Adinetida, Adinetidae.